Messenger RNA from Adelges cooleyi (spruce gall adelgid), 2189 nucleotides. RefSeq names its product guanine nucleotide exchange factor for Rab-3A-like. Gene Ontology annotation, molecular function: guanyl-nucleotide exchange factor activity. The transcript is spliced from 8 exons. Gene Ontology annotation, biological process: exocytosis. Gene Ontology annotation, cellular component: Golgi to plasma membrane transport vesicle. The coding region runs from base 229 to 1500 and encodes 423 amino acids. Lineage: Eukaryota; Metazoa; Arthropoda; Insecta; Hemiptera; Adelgidae. The record is from RefSeq and is a predicted model, not a curated record.
UGGCAGUGUGUGCCCGGUGCUAUGUCAGAGCUCAACAAUAGGUUUUUAACAACAUUUUUUUUAAUCUGAUUUCUGAAUAAAAUAAUUGUAUUGUUAAGGAUUUUUUUUACUGAUCAACGUUUUUCAAAUCGAACAACACCGCGGCCAAAAUCUACUUACAAUAUUAUUAAUUUAUACAAGCGACGGCCGACCGAUUUGUACGCGACGACAAUUUGAUAACACUUUGUGAUGAACACAUUAUCUGAAACAGACAUUAUCGAUGAAUCUCCUAAUGUUCCUAAAAACACCCAAAUGGCGAAUGAUAACGAGUUAAUUUUAUCGCCGAAAAAACAUCUGGUUUGUUUCGCGACUGUCAGAGGGGAUUGUAUUGUAUCGAAAAACGGUGCUUCGUACGCUGGAAUUAAAGAGUGCUUGUUUAGUGAACGAAUGGUUGAAAACAAAGAAGAGCCAACCAUAAAUCAAACUAUUGAAUCUCCAGUUCCUGAUUCUGAUAUCGACAGUGGAAUGGAAUCGUCAGCGUCUAGCUGGGAUAGGUCAGUCAACGAAGUAAAAGAACAUGCAUUUGCUAGGCUCGAAGAAGAGUUGCGAAAAGCAAACGAAACACUUAAACUAAGAGAUGAAGAGGUGUCGCGUUUAAACAGAAUACGAUCAGAUGUUGAAUCCGAACUGCAAGAGUUAACAGCUAGUUUGUUUCAAGAAGCUCACAGUAUGGUUAAAGAGGCAAACUUGCGACAAGCAGCCGCUACAAGAGCUUUAAAAGAGUCUUCGAUGAAAGUGGAUGUAUUGUCUGCUGAAGUAGCAGCUUUAAAGACACUGGUCUUAACAUCUACACCGAGUCAUCCUAAUUUAUCUAGAGAGGACAGCGUCUCAUUACCAGGUGGGUUAAGCGGUGUUGGUUUAUUCUACCGAAAACAUAAGAGAUCUCCUUCGCAUAAUAGUUUGAAGUAUGGACGAGAAAACUCACCACCCGAUUCUCCCUUGAAACAAAAACCUAACCAGUCGGCUACAGACAGUGAAAACUCGAAUACAGUUGAAUGCGGCGAAGUUGAUCCAAAUGUACAUCGAGAAUUUGUUUUAUGGAUGAAAUCGCCAACCUUGGAUAAAUCGGAUGCUUUCAUCAGUAGAAUAUACAGAGAGGAUAUUGAUCAGUGUUUAGAGUUUAAUAACUCCACAUUAGCCAUGGACGUGAGGCAGGCAAUAGAAACUGGCAAUCUUUUCAUUGAAUCUAUGGACAAAAGCAAAGCCCAUUUUCCCAAAAAAUGUGCCCUGAUGGAAUUACCAUUACAGUGUUUGUAUAGAAUGAAUUUGGGAGGAGCAAACGGCGAUUGGUACUGUAUAUCCAAAAUUUGCCGAAAUAAAAUAACUGCUGUAUGCGAUUUCCUCAACUACCUCAAGUAUAUUCAGAGGGGACUAGUUAAAAGUCCAGAAAACGAUAUGUACUGGGAAAUCAUUAAGCUACGAAAACAAAUGAUGAUGGCCAAAUUAGGAUUGGCCUUGUAACCGUAAGCUAAGUUUUCUAAAGUACUUUAUGUCAAACCAAAGUCUUAAUAAAUUGUACGUUUUAUCUAAGAUUAUGUCUUUCAAUCCUAUGUGAUUAUUUCAAUUUUCAAGUGUGAUUAAUUUGUGUUUAAAACUAUUUUGUGCUAACUAUAUUAUGAAAAGUAUUAAUUCUUUAAACUCAAGUUCAAAUUUGACUGUAAUCAUUAUUGUGUAUAUUACAUUAAUGUUAUAGACAAAUAUAAUAAGGAAAAACGGCUGUCAAUGUACGGCGCCCACCUAUCUAAAAAUAAAUGCAGCUAUGUGUAAUAUGGAAUUUAACUUUAGGUUUAUGUUACUUACUUAAAAUUGAUCUUGCCAAAUGGAAAAUGAUUAUAUUUCGCUCUUAAGAGUGUUUAAAUAAAUAUUUAUGAACAAAUCCAAUGAAUAUGUUCUAUAUACUAUUGUAUAUUAUAAAUAUUUUAUUAAAAAUACAAUUACCUAUAUUAUAUUAAAUUUUAAAUAUGAUCUGUUGUGAUGUUUUCUAAAUUUUAUUUAUGUUUUAAGAGUAUAUUUUUACGUGACUCUAUUAUUGUAUACUAUGACCAAUUGAAAUUUUUAUAACGAAAAUAAUAAUUUAUAAUUGUUUUUAAGAUGUUCAAUCUAACUUUUUGAUUGUUUGAAAUUACAUACUUCCAAAAAAAAGUUGUCUA